This is a messenger RNA of Episyrphus balteatus (marmalade hoverfly), 1064 nucleotides long. RefSeq lists its product as uncharacterized. The record is from RefSeq and is a predicted model, not a curated record. The transcript has a single exon. NCBI's taxonomy places the organism in Eukaryota, Metazoa, Arthropoda, Insecta, Diptera, Syrphidae. The coding region runs from base 115 to 930 and encodes 271 amino acids.
UUGAUAAAAUAGAUGGCGUUGUGUUUUAUUUCAUAAACCUAACUUUUCAAAUGAAAAUCUAUUCAUUUGAUUUUUGUUUUUAUAUUUUAAAAAUUUCAUUUUUAUAAAUUCAUAAUGGAAGAUGAUGAAAAUAAUGAAGAGGUGGAAAAAACUAACACCAACAAAGAGAUGGAUACUGAAGCAGCAAAACAGCUUGAAAAAUUGAAUGAAUAUGUUCAACAAAUGGCUUAUAGGCCCACUCAACCUCCAAAAGGAUCGGAUCGCACGGAAUCCCUAUCGAAAGCACCAAAGAAAUACUUUGUUGGAACAUAUUCCGAACACAAGGAUAAUUUAAAACCCAAAGAGCGAUCAGAUCGAAUUGCCGCAAUAGUUCAAAAACAUACACCAAUGACAAUAGAAAAUUUAGAAAAAUUUAUUCGAAAUCACCGAAAGAAACAAGCUCAGCAGGAGAACGACAAGAAACAACAACAAAUCAAAUAUCAUGAGACACUUACGAAAUUACAAAAACAAUGCGAAAAUCAACUAAUGAAUGCAAUUGUCCAUAAGUUUGCUAAAAUCGUUUCGAAAAAAGCUUCAGUUAUAUUACCAGCAAGUUCUGAAACCGAAAGUUGUCAGCGUCUUCAAAAUGCAUUAGUUUGUAAUAUGAUUAUGGCUUUGAAAGUUCCAAACGAUCGACAAACAAGAGAUCUUACAGUUUACAAGAAACUAGCUGUAGUUUUUGCCGAUUUAAUAUUUCAAGCAUUAUUUUUGGCUAACAACAGCGAUUAUAAGAAUUUUGCGGAUGAUCAAGAGGAACAAUUGCCAAAAAAUAAUGAAAAAGAUCUAGUUAUCAAGAUGAGAGCACUGAAGGCAGCAAAGAAAAACAUUUAUCAAAAUCGUUUGAAAAGUUCAAGAGGUUGUGCAGUUUUAUCUCAUCGUUUAAAUAAAUGACAAAUUACUUAUUAUAAAUAACUUUAUAAAAAUAAUCUUGUAUAUUGCGGACUUUUCUAGAUUUACAUCCGUGGACGUAACUGUGAUUCUUUUGUAAAAAUAUUCCUUCAAAAUAAAUUGAUUUAAAUAACUAA